This is a messenger RNA of Cryptosporidium ubiquitum, 2406 nucleotides long. RefSeq lists its product as uncharacterized. NCBI's taxonomy places the organism in Eukaryota, Apicomplexa, Conoidasida, Eucoccidiorida, Cryptosporidiidae. The record is from RefSeq and is a predicted model, not a curated record. The coding region runs from base 1 to 2406 and encodes 801 amino acids. The transcript has a single exon.
AUGCUCAAUGCUGAAGAAAGUAACAUUGAAGAAUGGAUAAAAUAUGAUUAUUGUCAACAAGAAGUUAAUUCAAGCGAAUUUGAACCACCAAAAUUUUAUGAAAGUGAAUAUUAUAGAGAUGAUAUGGAAACCAAGUACAACCGAAAAAGGUUUGAUGAAAUAAUGAAGAGUGAUACUGAAUAUGAAUUAGGUGAUAAUGAAAUAUCAUUGAACAUGUAUUCUAAAGAGUUAGAUAGAAUAAUUUUAAGUAGAGGAGUUGUUGAGAAUAUUUGGUAUGUUGAAUUAGAAAGUCAUGGACAAAUUAUAUGGUCCAGUGUAAUUACUUGUGACUUUUUUAAAUAUGAAAAUGAUAAAGAUGAUGAAAAUAUGAUAUAUGAAGGCUUGAGUUCCAAAAUGACUUGGGACAAAAAACAAUUAUUUGGUAAUGAUAUUAAUGUAAUAACAAAAAAAAAAUUACAUGAAUUAUUAUUAAAUGAUGGAAUUGAUGAUAAUGCUACUAUACAACUUUUUACUUCAAUUGGAAUGUGGAAAUCAUUAUUUCUUACAUUGAAUUAUAGUACAUAUAUUAGAAGAAAACGAGAAAUUCUUUAUUCAAAACAAGUUAAAAAUUAUAUAAUUAAGUUUAAUAAAAGAAAAAAGACUAUAGAAAGAAAAAUGAGAAUAAAUCCUGAUGAAAAUGAAAGGAAAAAUUUGAUUAAGUUAAUAUAUCAAGGAAUUCAAAGCUUAUUUACUUCAAUUUUUCCUCAUAGUAAGAAUAAUAACAAUAUUUGUUAUGAUAAUAAUCAAACUCAUCAGGACAUUUUUAAAGUUACAUAUAAGAUUCCGUUUUAUUGGGCAUCUUUGAUUGCUAAUAUAUAUGUUUUUGAAAAACUCGGGGAUUAUGAAUUAAUGUUUAUUGUAAUGGAAUAUAUUUCAGAAGUUAAUCCAGAACUCAUUUUUGAAUUUAAAAAAUAUUCAGAAUCUUUUUAUUACAAUAAUAAAUUAAAUGAAAACCAAAACAUAAUAGAUAUGCUUUUUAUAUUUAAUAAUGAACUUUUGCAAAAUACUUCAACAUGCUUUCAAGAAUAUCUUUCAGAUUUACUAUCAAUUACUGAGAAAAGUACAUUUAUUCUGAGCUCUUAUCUAAGUAAUGAUACAGAAAAGCAAUCUUAUAAUAUUGAGUAUGAGAAAGACCAUCAAAUUCAAUUUGAUUAUAGAAAUCAAGAUGAGAAUCAAAUUAAAAUAAAUAAUCAAGAUUUAAAAAAAGAACCAAAUUAUAUGAGGCCAACUAGACUUUCGGAGAUUAGAAGACAAAACAGUAAAAAAAUUAUUAAUGAAAGAGUUAAUUCUAAGUUUGAUGAUGAAAACACUGUUAAUAAUAAUGUUAGUAAUAAUAGCGAUAACAUAAUUUCAGAUCAAGUUAAAUUAAACAUAAAACAGAAUCAGGAGAAAAACAUUGUUAAAGAUAGUGUAAACAGCCUCUCGAAUUCAACAAAUGUUCAAAAUACUAAGAAGAAAAAUAUUGGAUUAUUUAAAAGAAAAAGUUUAAUGGCUUCUAAAAAAAAUGAUGAAAAAUUCAACACUGAAAUUUCUAAUUGUAUGUCAGAAAAUCAAAUAAAAAUAGGCCUAAAUGAAUCUUCUAAUAAAAAUGACCAAGUAAUCAAAACCAUGAAUAGUAACUGUAUAGAAACAAAUAAUAAUAUGGUAAUUAAUGAAAAUGUAAAAAAUGAACCAAAUGAAAAAAAUAACUUAAACGUGAUUUUGAGUAUAUUGGAAGAAAAAUCAAAGUCUCAGAUUGUCAAUAAAGUUAAUUUUGAUGACGAACUUUUCAAUAUUAUUAAUGAGUUAGAUAAGAUUAAUUUUAAUAGUGUAAAUACUACAAAUGAUAUUUCUACAAACAUUUCAGAUGACUUUUCUCAUCAUGUGGAUUCAAGCAAUAAGUUUGAGAAUGAAAAAGAUGACGAUUUGGAAGAUUCUUUUAGUGAUUCUAGAGAAAGCCUAAUCAAUGAAGAAGAAGAUUUCAAGAAUUUGGAUAUUCAAAAUAAUAAUAAUGAAAAUCAUUUACAGGCGAAUAAUAUUAAGUCUCAUUUAGAUCCAUAUGAUUGGUAUUAUUUAUCCAAUAAUGAAAAUGAUGAUAACGAAAAUAUUCAAAUUAAUAAUUUGAAUAGAAAAAGUCCAAAAGAAAUUUAUGCUAAUAAUGAAAAGAUUACAACAUUAAUAAGUUUAGAUGAAAAUAAGAUAUUAAAUAAUCAUGUAAUUAAUAAUAUUUCCCAAUCAAAAGAUGAUAUCAAAAAAAUUGAAAUAGAAGAUGAUAAAUCUUCAAAUAUGGAAAUAAAUGAAUUAAAAUACAUAGAAAGUAUAUUAGAUAAAGAAAUAGAAGAGUUACAGAGACAAGAAGAUGAAUUAGCAUCAAACAUAUAUUUUUAG